UGCUCAUGCCAUGUGUUCAUUGUUUAUGAUUAGGGUGUCGCUCUCUGUGUACUGCAUACUCUUCCCUUAGCAAAACCUUUAUCUAUAAAGCGUUUGUAAGACUCUCUUACAAGCGGUGCCAGGCAAAUCGUCAGUGCACAAACUAGAUAAAACCGAAAGUAAAAGUAUUUUUUCUCUAUAUACGUCACAAGUCACAUUUGUGUGGAGGAACCUUAAGUAAUUUGAUAAUUUGGGACCUAGCAUCUUGUAGAAGCAAGAAAGAAAAUCAACUUAAUGAAUAUUUGCUCUACUUUUUAAAUUGCAGAUAGUUGCUGAUAAAAUGUCAAAAACUAAGAGAAAAUUAUCUGACCAAGAAGAAAGGAAAACUGGAAAGAAGAGAAAGAGUACAGAAAAUGAGGAGAAAUACUAUAAAGACAAUGUAUUCUGUCAGGUUUUGAAGAAAGCAGGACUAACACUCAAAACCGGAAAGACACCAAAUGUUCUCGAUGUUGACCAGGCUGUAUUUCAAAGAAAUCUACAAAUAGCAUUAAAGAGACGUGAUAAUUUUCCAUCGGUUCUUGAUGAGUUUAUUGAAGGAUUCCAAGAAUAUAUUGAAGAUCAGCAUAGGUUUCACUAUAGCUUACUUCCAACACAAACAUCAGACAAAUGUGAAAGUGCGCGAUGCAGCUCCCAGGACAGCCUUGUGAGGUUGUUGAUUGGAGUGGACGUUCUACAGUCCAAGAUGAUGAUGUGUCUCCUGGAGAAGCUAGCAGAAUUCAUGGAGAAUGAAGACUGUAUAGUGGAACAUGGAGAGAAAGUCAAUCUCCCUCGACUUCUGAUGAGUCAGUUCCGCUGGUUAGACAGGAUCUUGGAUUGCAAGGAGUUGGCAGACAAGAUGCUGGAGAUGAUCAGCAUUGUAUCAGUGGACAUCCAGAGAGAAAUCAUCACCUGUCUACCUGAGGUUGUGGAGGAUUCAGAGCACAGUCAUGUGGCCACAUCACUGAGGGAUCUACUGGUAGAAAAAAGCAGUCUCACUGUACCCAUCCUGGAUGCUCUCUCUAACCUCAAUCUCAACCCAGAACUCAUGAUGGAGGUUCGCGGCUCCGUACUACAGACUCUGUCCACAGUGGAGGUGGAGAAUUUACCUGUUGUGGUCCGCUUCCUUCUUCAGUCUGUCACCCCAGCUGAUGAUCAGGAGGUUGUCAUGGAAAUUCGACAGAACCUUGAUUUUACAUCCAGUUUUCCAUUAGCUACAUCCACACCCCAUGAAACAGUUAGCAGGAGACAGCUGUCUGGAGAUGAAACAAGAGGUGUAGAGUCUUUGACACUGGAUGCUAUCAAAUCAGGAAUCAGGUUUCAAAAGAGUGUCGCAGAGGCAUGGAUAAAGGCUAUAGAUUCUGUGAAGCAAACCUCUGACCACAAAGUAAUAGACUUGUUUAUCCUGCUGAUUUUAUACUCCACUGAUCGAAAGAAACCUGUAGAGAGCCUCAUCAGAAAUAAAAUCAGGUCAGGGGCCUUCACAGAGGUUCUGCUGCAGGAGGCCUUUAGGGAAAGGGCUCAG
This is a messenger RNA of Saccostrea cuccullata (small rock oyster), 1540 nucleotides long. Its product is annotated as Fanconi anemia group D2 protein-like. The transcript has 14 exons. Gene Ontology annotation, molecular function: DNA polymerase binding. Gene Ontology annotation, biological process: mitotic intra-S DNA damage checkpoint signaling; interstrand cross-link repair; double-strand break repair involved in meiotic recombination. The record is from RefSeq and is a predicted model, not a curated record. Gene Ontology annotation, cellular component: condensed chromosome; nucleus. The annotation marks the transcript as partial. Lineage: Eukaryota; Metazoa; Mollusca; Bivalvia; Ostreida; Ostreidae.